Molecule: messenger RNA, 4218 nt
Organism: Seminavis robusta
Lineage: Eukaryota; Bacillariophyta; Bacillariophyceae; Naviculales; Naviculaceae
Source: the annotation of a GenBank genome assembly
AUGGAGCAAGAUGUUUUGGCAAAGCAAAGAGUAGCUGGAACCACUGGUGGAAUGCAACCAGGUGCUGUGGCAGUAGGUCGAGGGCAUAGAGAUGAUAAUGGUGGCAGCGCAGGUUUGAGUCAGGUGGAAAGGGAUAUUUUGGCCAAGCAACGUGGUGGUGGUGGACCUAUAACGGUUGGUUCCGCUCGGCCAGGUGCCGUAUCUGUUACAGGCGAGACUCCCCACAGCACUGGAAGUGGAGGCUUGAGUCAAAUGGAACAAGACAUAUUAUCAAAGCAACGUGGAGCCGGACCUAGGACCAUUGGUGCUACCCAGCCAGGUGUUGUUUCUGUUGCAGCUCCAAACACCACUCUUAGCCAAGUCGAACAGGAUGUGAUGGCGAAGCAUCGAGGAUCAAGGCUUCCCAGUGCUAUUCGUCCAGGUGCUGUUGCUGUUGCGAGUGCCGGUGGCCUGAGUCAGGUUGAGCAAGACAUUCUAGCCAAGCAGAGAGGCCCACCAGGAAACGGAACAAGACCUGGGGCUGUAUCUGUUCAAGAUGCUGGUAGAGGCUUGAGCCAAAUGGAGCAGGACAUUCUAUCCAAACAAGGAGCUGCCCCCUUGAAUGCAAGAAAUGCACCUGUUGCUGGUGCACAUCUUAGUCAAACAGAACAGGACAUCUUGGCAAAACAAAGAGGUCGUGGUCAAGCAGGGAUGGCUUCAAGCCUACCUGGUGCUGUAUCUCCUGGAUCAUCUGGAGCUUUUGCGAGCUCGAGUGGUGGUGGGCAGUUAAGUCAAAUUGAGCAAGAUGUGCUGUCCAAGCAGAGGGGUGCCUCAACUUCCGAUGGCAGGCCUGGUGCUAUCAUGGUUUCUGGCGGAGGCACUUUGAGCCAGAUGGAACAAGAUAUCUUGUCCAAGCGCAGACAAUUUCCUGAGGGAGGAACCCCAGGUCCUGGUGCAAUUGCAGUUUCAUCAGUUGACACAGCAGGAGAACAGUUGAAUCGACUUGAGCAAGACUUGCUGGCAAAGCAGAGAGGAGCCCCAUUGUUUGUUGAUCAAACCAGCAAUAAUUUAAGUCAAACAGAGCAAGAUGUCCUGGCCAAACAAGGUGGAAAUGUUGGCACAUCAAGGCCUGGUGCUAUGUCAAUUCCUGCCAGCGGCCAGUUGAGUCAAAUCGAGCGGGACAUCCUGGUAAAACAGCAAGGGAACAAGUUACGUCCAAGUGACUCUGGACAGGCUGGAUCCAGCCUCAGCCAAACUGAACAGGACAUUCUGUCAAAGCAAAGAGCUUCCACUGGGUCACAUAUGUCGCGGCCAGGAGUUGUUGCUGCUGAAGGUGGCUUGAGCCGAAUGGAGCAGGACAUUCUUGCCAAACAAGGCGCUGGAAGUUCAAGUGGGCUUCCUGGAGCUGUUGCAGUGAUGUCUGGAGGUGGUGAACUGAGCCAAAUGGAGCAGGAUAUCCUUGCAAAGCAGAGCGCAGGUACUUCAUCUGGACUGGGCCAGAUGGAGCAAGAUAUUAUAUCAAAGCAACAAGCCAGCAGUGGGAGCCGUGGUGGGGUUGCUGCUUCUGGUGCUCAACUCAGUCAAAUGGAACAAGACAUCCUGGCGAAGCAAUCAUCACAGGGACCAGUUGGUUCGACCGUGGUUGGCGCUGUUUCAACCUCCGGUAAUCAACUUAGUCAAAUGGAACAAGAUAUACUAGCCAAACAAGGCGCUCGUGGCAACCCCUCCGCAGCAACGGGUUCCGCUGAAGCCCAGUUGAGCCACUUUGAACAAGAUCUUCUGUCAAAACAAGGGCUACAGGGAGCGCCAGCUUCGGUCCCAGGAGCAGUAGCGACAUCAGGGGCCCAAUUGGGCCAGAUGGAACAGGAUAUUUUGGCGAAACAAGGAGCAUAUAGUCAAGACACCGGGGCUGCAGGGCUUAGUCAAAUGGAAAGAGAUAUUCUAACAAAGCAGGCAUCCCGCCCAGGGCAUGUCCCGGCUGUUGCAACCGGUUCAAUGUUGUCUCAGUCCGAAGUAAACCUUGCUGCAAAUGGAAGGCAGCUUGUACCAGGCGAAGCAACAGCAACCGCCGGGUCGGCUGCACUAAGGAGUAUGGAAGCGGAUCUCGUCAGCAAGUCUCGGGCUCUUCCGCAUGUUCCUUCCUCCAGUCCUGGUGCUGUCAACAGUCGACAUCCCGAAAGCGGGUUGAGCGACUUGGAACAAGAGAUCCGAGCCAAGAGCGACCUUGCGCACACAAAUGACUACCCUCCAGUUGCUUCGUUACCCGGAAGAGGAAGCGGCGAAAACGUCAACGGCCUUCAUGCUCUGGAAGCGGAUAUUCGACAAAAGAACGGAAUGCGUCCACCGUCACCCCGAAUGCCGCCUCAAAUGCCCCCUCACAUGGAUCACCACAGUGUCCAGGGUCCUCAAAGCUACGUCCAUUCUGAUUAUGGCCAUAACGAUUAUGGACAUUCUGACUACGGGCAUCCCGCUGACUAUGGGAGCAAUCCUGAGUAUGGGCAUGCUGCUGGCUUCGAGCAUCCUGCGGAUUAUGGGCAUGACGCUGACUAUGGACGACCUCUACAGUCGCAUCAACCCAUGUCACACCCGGACCUCACACCGCAAAACGAUUCGGGGCCGCCCCCAGACUCCGUGCCCGCUCCAAUGUCCGUGCCGUACGAUUUCUCCGACGAACCUGAAGUGGCUCCUGCUCCUCAAAACGACGCUCAAGAUGAAAUGCCAACCAUUGAAGUACCUGAUGGGGGAAUCGUAGCAUACGUGCCCGCGGCAGUCGUGGAAGCUGCCGGGGUUGCCGUUGUAAUGAGCUCAGAGGAGGAGGAAAGACUGGACAAGCAGAAGAGACAGAAGUACAUUUGUGGUGGGGCAAUCUGCGUCUGCUUGAUUGCGAUCGCUAUCAUUAUUCCAACAGUAAUCUCGGCCACGAGCGACAGCACACCCGACCCUGUCGAUCGGCCUCCCUCGAUGGCCCCGUCGCUUGCGCCAUCCUCAGCGCCAUCAGGCGCCCCCACGAGCAGCGCAUUUGCUGAGUUCUUGGAAGAUAUUCUGAAACCGUUGAAUGUAUCGUCUGAGGAAGUGUUUGACAACGUCAAUUCACCCCAGUACAAGGCGGCACUCUGGUUGAUCUUGGAAGAUAGCGAAGAUUACUGGUCACAAAAUGAUGUAAGCCCUGGAAAUUUGCAGGUCAUCCAGCGGUAUGCUCUUGCAACUCUUCACUAUGCGACUGACGGAGUGAAUUGGAGAUUUUGCGGAAAGGACCCGCUAAAUUGCCCCACCAUUGCAUGGCUCUCACCGGUUCAUGAAUGUACCUGGGCAUACGUUACGUGCAAUGACAACGGUUUUGUACAAAUGCUUAAUUUCGAAACGGAAACCAUCACGAACGAAUUAUACGGGUUUUUGCCCCGUGAAGUGUCUCUUCUGUCUGAUCUGAAGCGCCUUCUGGCUUCCCAGAAUGAGAUCGAAGGAAACCUUGAGGACCCUUUCCAUGGGCUCACUCUGCUCGAUACAGUUGUGCUCGACAAGAACAAGAUUCAAGGGACAAUACCCGCCGAUGUCUUGGCUCAGAAUCCCAACUUAGGUGUCCUGAACGUAGCUCUCAACCGAAUGACAGGAACUCUUCCAGUUGAACUAGCAGGCACCAAGCUCUCGCACCUCCAGCUACAUGAGAAUGAUUUUGUUGGGACCAUACCUGAAGAGAUUGGCAACAAUACCAAUUUUGAGAUUCUGGAUCUUCAGGGCAAUCGAUUAGAGGGGACACUGCCCUUGAGCUUCUACAACCUCACAUCCCUGAAGGUGUUUGCUGUCAACAACAACACAAAGCUUACAGGGACGAUCGACUCAAGUGUUGGUCAGCUCAAGGCUCUUUCCAAAUUUGAGGCUGGAGAGACGUCAUUGCAGGGAAGCAUCCCUGCUGAGUUGUAUCAGUUGACACGUCUCACAGACGUUGUAUUUAGCAACUGCAACAUGACAGGACCACUCCUAGAGGAUAUCCAACUGCUGAGCAGUACUUUGAAUGUCCUAAAUCUUGACACGAACACUUUCACUGGCCCUCUCCCACAGGCACUUGAUGUCUUGACGGCCUUAGAAUCCCUUCAUCUGGAGAACAAUCAAUUCACGGGAACAAUAUCAAACAAAGUUUGUGCUGAGCGAGGGAUUGGAUUUCAAAAGCUCUUUGAAUUGUUUGCUGAUUGCAACAUUGAGUGCACCUGUAAUGACAACCAGGAUUGCAUCAGCGGUAGGUGA